AUGGAGGGGGGGCAAGUUGUUCUGGGACUCAGAGCCAGUGGCAGCUACCUGCCUCCCUACUUCCUCCCUCCCAUGCCCCCACAUUCCUUCCUCUGUACCCAUGUACCCUCGUGUUACCCCCGGGUCUACAACAUCCACAGUCGCGAUGUCACCAGGUACCCUGCCAACUCCAUCGUGGUUGUCGGAGGCUGCCCCGUCUGCAGAGUUGGGGUCCUGGAGGACUCCUUCACAUUCCUGGGGAUCUUCUUGGCCAUCAUCCUGUUCCCCUUCGGGUUCAUCUGCUGUUUCUCCUCCACCCUGAGCAUUGCCCGCGCCCUUAGCCCACUUAGGGGCCCUGGUGUAGCUGGCGCCCUCACCUGCGGGUCUGGGGCACCUGGCCGGCCUCCUGCUCCGCACGGGCAGCCGUGCACCUGGGCACCACCCUGCUCUCCGGGCUUCGGUGCACCUGGCAGCUCGGUCCUGCCAGGGUCCUCGUCCUGUUUCCUUCGAACCGGGCUGCCCACCCACCACCCCCGGGUCUACAACAUCCACAGUCGCGAUGUCACCAGAGUUGGGGUCCUGGAGGACUCCUUCACAUUCCUGGGGAUCUUCUUGGCCAUCAUCCUGUUCCCCUUCGGGUUCAUCUGCUGUUUCGCCUUAAGGAAGCGGAGAUGCCCUAACUGCGGUGCCACCUUCUCGUAA
Messenger RNA from Elephantulus edwardii (Cape elephant shrew), 681 nucleotides. RefSeq lists its product as uncharacterized. The record is from RefSeq and is a predicted model, not a curated record. Lineage: Eukaryota; Metazoa; Chordata; Mammalia; Macroscelidea; Macroscelididae. The coding region runs from base 1 to 681 and encodes 226 amino acids. The transcript has 6 exons.